AUGUCCUGUGUGAUUCUCGAAGUGACGCUACUGAGUGGCAGAGCCGUGCAAGUCACAGCCACUGCAUCUUGGACCAUGGAGGAGCUGAAACUUCAGGCGCAGAAGGCCCUGCAAACCGGAAGGGGCAUGCUGCUCAAUGCAUCUGGGGACAUCCUACAUGGGGCCUUGACUGUUGACCAGGCAAGUUUGAGGACGGGAGAUGUUUUGACCUUUCAUCUGCGCGAGACAAGCAUGGCAGCUACAGCCUCUGCCUUUGCAGCCGUGCUUGGUGAUGGGUCUUUGGUAAGCUGGGGCAAUCCCAACUCCGGCGGCGACAGCAGCUCUGUCCAACAUCGGCUGCUGAAUGUGCGUCAGGUCUCAGCCACUCAUGGGGCGUUCGCAGCUCUCCUCGGCGAUGGGUCCGUGGUAACUUGGGGGCGCAGUGAGACUGGUGGCGACAGCAGCUCCGUCCAGGAUCGGCUGCACAAGGUUUCGCAGAUAAAAGCUACCGGCUUUGCUUUCGCUGCCAUGCUACACGACGGGUCAGUGGUGACUUGGGGCGAUUCCGACUACGGUGGCGACAGCAGCGGGGUGAGGGACGACCUCCAUCACGUGCAAGAGAUAGAGGCCACAGACCGCGCCUUUGCGGCAGUCCUGACGGACGGAUCUGUGAGAACUUGGGGCAGCGGCUACGAUGGCGGAGACUGCAAAGCAGUGCAAGGAAAGCUUCGAGAUGUUCGGGAAAUCCAUGCGGCUCGGGGCGGCGCUUUUGCAGCCGUCCUUGGAGAUGGCUCUGUGGUUGCCUGGGGCUCCUCCCGUCACGGUGGGGACAACAGUUCCGUCAGGGAUCAGCUGCGCGAUGUGAAGAAACUUCGGUCAUCCCACGGCGCCUUCGCUGCUAUCCUUGCAGAUGGCUCGGUCUUGACUUGGGGCCGCGCCGAUGAUGGCGGUGACAGCAGUGCCAUAAAGGAGAAGCUUCGGAAUGUGCAAGAUAUCCGAGCCACGGACAGCGCCUUUGCUGCCAUCCUUGCUGAUGGCUCCGUCGCAACAUGGGGUAGCAGACUCUACGGGGGCCUCUGCCAGACAGUGCAGCGACCGCUUCAGAAGGUCUUGCAGAUAGAUGCUACGGAUCGUGCUUUUCUUGCUAACCUUGCCGACGGAUCCCUGGUGACUUGGGGAGAGUCUCUGGAAUCGAAACGGCCCACAGACAGCUCCCCAAAGCGGUUCACCAGCACCAAUCUGGUCGAAGCCGUAUCUCUGCCAUCGAGUGCUUGGAUCCUCGUUGAUGGCCCCAUUGAUGGAUCCCUUGUGACCUGGGACUUGGCUAGCAUCAAGGAGCACGGCGGGCAUCAGCCGACGCAGGUGAGCGCGCUGGCUUCAAACAAUCCUGGCAUCGUAGAUGGCGUGUCGUGUCGAAGCCAGCUCGCUUUGGAGCAGGCCCCGAUGAAGCGCCGACGUGCGAAUCUGAUGCGCAACGCCAAGGGCGAGCGGGUCCUGACGGGACUUUUGAACUUCCCACCCUUUUAUCAGGUGCCGUCUGCCUUUUGUGGCUACAUUCUUGAAUCCGAGUUUGCAAACUACAGCACGCAGGGAAGUUGGAAAAGCAAAGCCGACAUGACAGGAUUGGCCCAGGUGAUGAAGGCUCAGCUUGACUCCGAUCGCUACGAGUCCUUGGAUUUGCUCGGGAACUUCGUUGACAACCACGACGAGUACGGUCGAAUCGCGCACUACUGCCAGUCGGACACCGGACGUAUCAAAAAUGCCCUGACAUGGCUGAUGCUGGCACAAGGCAUUCCGAUCGUCUACUACGGAACUGAGCAGGGCUUGUCGGGGCACCAGUGGCACGGGCCAGGAAACCCGGGUGACUCGGUCAAGAACGACAGAAAGCAUCUGGGCCCUAGACUGCCCUAG
This is a messenger RNA of Symbiodinium necroappetens, 1890 nucleotides long. NCBI's taxonomy places the organism in Eukaryota, Dinophyceae, Suessiales, Symbiodiniaceae. The record is from the annotation of a GenBank genome assembly.